Molecule: messenger RNA, 1371 nt
Organism: Plasmodium inui San Antonio 1
Lineage: Eukaryota; Apicomplexa; Aconoidasida; Haemosporida; Plasmodiidae
Exons: 1
Coding region: 1-1371 (456 amino acids)
Biological process (GO): transcription elongation by RNA polymerase II; poly(A)+ mRNA export from nucleus; post-transcriptional tethering of RNA polymerase II gene DNA at nuclear periphery
Cellular component (GO): transcription export complex 2
Molecular function (GO): RNA binding; double-stranded DNA binding
Source: RefSeq, a predicted model, not a curated record
AUGAACCCACCCGACGAGAACGCCAUAACGCGGAAAAUCAACCUGCUGCGGAAGCAGCGGGAAGGAGGCUCGCCGCGUAGACAGCGCACUUAUGAAGACCUGUUGCAGGAAAUGGAGAAUUGCGUGCGAAUACGUAACGGGUACAAAAUAAGUUCCAUCCUUAAGCUAACUCAACUACCAGUAGACAUCCUCCUCUUUGACGAAACAACAGAAACCGAGUUAAGGAAAAAAAUAAAAAAAAAAAAUUCGCUAAAAAAUUAUGAACAAUUAAUAAUAGACCAUUACACUAUUAUCAAAACAUUGUGCAAUCGAAGCAGUAUUAAUUGGGACGUCCUCCUCAGUACAGGAUGCAAGUUUCUCUCCUCCUUUCUCCAUCUUUACAGUGAAAACCUGUGGUUACUACCAUACCUACUAAGCAUCUGCUCCUUCCUAAAUACGAUAAGUACCUUAGCGGAUUCGCAUUACAACACCAGUAACAAAAACGACAUAUAUAAUGAAGAAAAUGAAGACAUAAAUGAGAAGAAUAAAUACACAAUUGAGGUAUUAAACUCAAUUAGAGGAAAAAUAGGCAUCGUUAAAGGAGACAUAGAAAAGCAUGGAGGAUUCGUCAUCCUCAUGUUUCAAUCGAUAAAACUAUGUAUGAAAUUGAAUAACAUGCAGAUAACAACAAGUUUUCUAAAAAUAAUCAACUCAACAGAUAUAGGCUACUCCUAUAUUCCGAGAUCAUUUAUUGUUCUCUUUAAGUAUCAGUUAGGAAAAUUAUAUUUGCACAAAAUGGACUAUGAGAAGGCGGAGAAGGAAUUCAUCUGGGCCUUCUCCAAUUCGAGAAAAGGAAAAACAGAUUUUAAGAAAAAACUAUUGGAGAGUAUUAUAUCCAUCCGAUUGAACAAAGGACUCUACCCUCCGAAGAGAUUGUUACAGGAUUAUGAACUAACCAUCUAUAUGGAUAUCAUUCAUUCUAUCAAACAGGGAAAUAUCUUUCUCUACAAUCGCGUCAUGGAUAAACACUCCAAGUAUUUCUUUGAUAACGGACUGAAUGAAUGCAUUGACCAGAUUCACUUUGUCGUCAAACGUAACCUCCUCAAAAUUGCUGUCGAUUGGUGGAAUGGGACCAUUAAGGAUAAUCCAAACAAACUGUAUAAAGUCCCUAUCUGUAUUUUUCAUCACAUUUUUAACUGGGCCCAGAUCACACAGCACCACCACCAAUUGGAGACCCUCUGUAUUAUCACCUCUCUCAUUCUUUUUAAAUACAUAAAUGCGUAUGUCGCCUACGACAGCAACAUCCUCGUGCUCAGCAAGAACGACCCCUUUCCCUCGUUGUCCAAGUCUCGCAUGGGUGCCAGGGGCGCCGUGGACAAGGCCUACGCCUGA